AUGGGCGAAAACGCGCGGGUAACAAACCAGAGGGGUCGCGCGAUGCGUGAUUACGAACCCAGUGGUUGGGCCGCAUUGCACAAUCGAAACGUCCAACGUGUACUUAUAUUUGCUUUUAUUAAUGGGGCAUGUUUUUCACUAUGGUUUGCACAGGUGUUUCAAGUCUUAAUUAAUCGUCUCUCAGGCAACACAACAGUGGGUUGGCUCUCUGCCACCUCCGGAUCUGCUCAAAUGGUUGCAGCCGUUAUAGUUGGUUUUAUCCCCAAUGUACCACGGCAGGUGAUUCUCCGUAUUGCUGCUGUUACUGGUCUUCUUGCCACGGCGCUCUCCCUAUAUGGAGUGGCGAUAUUAGAGGUGUAUGUCUUCUUCUUCUCCUCUGUACUCUGGGGAAUGUACUCUGGCAUGGUAGCAACAGGCACCGAAGCCAUUUUUGCAGAUAGCGUAGAAACAGGAAAGCGUGAUUUUGUGUAUAAUCUCAAGUGGAUUAACCAGACCCUUAGUGACUGUGUGGGAUCUCUCGUCUCGCUUGUUAUGCUUUUGCAUCUAGGGAACCAUUGGGACACGGAGAGCAUAAGAAAACUUAUGUGCACGGGACUCCUACUACACCCCAUUGCUCACCUUCUGCUGUUUACAAUGAAAGACAAGUACUCACUAGAUGAGAGCACAAAUGAUGAUAAUCUAGUACACGUUGAUGUUGUUAUUUCCGAUGCCACCCUCACUGCAGAGACCCCUUCUGAGGUUUCUGUAGCUGAGCCUGGCGCUAGCCAAAUAGAAAAGCAAUCAGCUCAUCAUUUUCCUCUCCGUACCAUACCAUCAGAUAAGACUCUUGCUCAUGAUACUGAUGCUGGCAGUUCACAAAUCGUAGAAUCACCUUUUAUAAGCCCAACGGCAUCUGGAGGUGCAGUUGCCCAGCGUGAGGCCAUUCUCUUUCAGCUCGCAGCACAGAGUAUGAGGAGAGAGGAAGAGUACCGUGCUGCUCAGCAGGACCGCAGCCGAUUGGGGAAAUUAGCCACGUCUGUAUGCUAUUACGCCAAAUGGCCUUGGGAGUGGUCAGCAGUUCCCUACUUGGUCUGCGCCGUAGAUUUUCUCGUAGCUGUUGGUUCUGGUAUGACAAUGCGUUAUAUUCCUCUAUUCUUUGUAAACGACUACGGUGUGAGUCCGGUUGUUCUCACGACCUCAUAUAUUAUCACCUCUAUAAUCAGUGCCUUGCUGUCCUCUCUAGUGCGUUACGUUGGUGAGUAUUAUAUGGGUCGUCUCCCUGCUGUGAUUUGUGUGCGGCUAAUCGGUACAACCUUGCUGCUAUUGAUGGGCCUCACGCAUCUCCAUCUUGGUAUUCUUUUACCUAUAUUUAUCAUAAGGAAUUCAACUAUGAACUGUACUCGUGGAGUUACACGCAGUGUGAUUAUGGAUUGUGUACGUAAGGAAAGUCGUGCCAAGUGGUCAGCGUUUGAGAGUUUCUCCUCCUUUACCUGGGCCGGUAGUGCUGUGAUCGGAGGAUAUGUCGCUGAUGCC
Molecule: messenger RNA, 1512 nt
Organism: Trypanosoma theileri
Lineage: Eukaryota; Euglenozoa; Kinetoplastea; Trypanosomatida; Trypanosomatidae
Exons: 1
Source: RefSeq, a predicted model, not a curated record